This is a messenger RNA of Vigna umbellata (rice bean), 594 nucleotides long. NCBI's taxonomy places the organism in Eukaryota, Viridiplantae, Streptophyta, Magnoliopsida, Fabales, Fabaceae. The record is from RefSeq and is a predicted model, not a curated record.
AUGAAGAGAGUGUCAACAUCAGUUUUUGGUUUGGGAGUUUUGUUAAUUCUCACAGUUGCAGCCAUGAAGCCAGUGAAUGGAUUCAGCUGUGUGGAGGCAAAACUUUCAUUGUUGGCAUGCUUACCUUUUCUGACGAGCAGUCAAGAUAGCCCUUCAACUGCUUGUUGUAAUGCAGUGAGCAAUGUGAGAGCUUCAGCACCUACAAAACCUGAACUUCGUGAGGCAUGUCUAUGUCUCACGGCAGCCGUCGGUGAAGUUCCUAAUCUUGACAAAGAUAGAGCCGUUCAACUUCCUAAACUAUCCAUGAAGCCCGUGAAUGGAUUCAGCUGUGUGGAGGCAAAACUUUCAUUGUUGACAUGCUUACCUUUUCUCACCAGCAGUCAAAAUAGCCCUUCAAGUGCUUGCUGUAAUGCAGUGAGCAAUGUGAAAGCUUCAGCACCUACAAAACCUGAACUUCGUGAGGCAUGUCAAUGUCUCACGGCAGCCGUCGGUGAAUUUCCGAACCUUGACAAAGAUAGAGCCAUUCAACUUCCUAAACUAUGUAACGUUGAUGUCGGUUUUCCCCUCACCAAAGACAUCGACUGUAAUAAGUAA